Messenger RNA from Nylanderia fulva, 1619 nucleotides. RefSeq names its product kin17 DNA and RNA binding protein (gene kin17). Gene Ontology annotation, cellular component: nucleus. The record is from RefSeq and is a predicted model, not a curated record. NCBI's taxonomy places the organism in Eukaryota, Metazoa, Arthropoda, Insecta, Hymenoptera, Formicidae. Gene Ontology annotation, biological process: DNA replication; DNA damage response. Gene Ontology annotation, molecular function: double-stranded DNA binding.
AGAAUCAAGUAAUUCAUGGUAAUCAAAUCCAUCAUGAGUUUUUGGAAAGUAGCGAUUUGUUGCGAGAAUUCGUGAUAUUUCGAAGAAUAUAAAGAGAAAGAAGAAAAGAAAGGAGAAAAAAGGAUUAUAAUUGUACAAUUCCAAGUUUGCGAUCGUUUGUCGCAUAAAGAUAUCACAAAAAGUAAAGAAGAAGAUAAACAAUGGGAAAACACGAAGUGGGCACACCAAAGUACAUUGCUAAUAAAAUCAAAGCGAAAGGAUUGCAGAAGUUGAGAUGGUAUUGUCAGAUGUGUCAGAAACAAUGUCGGGACGAAAAUGGAUUCAAAUGUCACACGAUGUCGGAAUCACAUCAUCGUCAGCUGUUGCUGUUCGCUGAGAACGCUCAUCGAUAUAUGGAUCAAUUUUCGAGAGAAUUCUCCCAAGGGUAUCUGAAUUUAUUAAAGAGACAGUUCGGUACUAGAAGAGUACCAGCGAAUCGAGUAUACCAGGAAUACAUCUCCGACAGAGGACACAUACAUAUGAAUGCAACGCAGUGGCUUACUUUAACUGCAUUUGUCAAAUGGCUUGGACGCAGUGGACAAUGCGUUGUGGAUGAGACAGAAAAAGGCUGGUUUGUAACGUAUAUUGAUAGGGAUCCUGAAACACUUGCUGCGCAGGAGAAGAAAGCAAAGAAAGAGAAAAUGGAUAAGGACGAUGAGGAACGACUAAUGGAUUUUAUUGAAAAGCAAAUAGAAAGAAAUGCAAAGCAGGAUGCACCAGAAGAAGAAAGUGAGACAUUCAAAACACCAUUAAUGCGUUCUGAGAAUGAUGCACCUUUAGUUCUCGAUAUAAAGCUAAAGCCUAAACCAAAGUUAUUACCUGUACUCAAUAUAAAGCAGGAGAAGAAAAGUGAAAACAGUAUUCAAGACCAACCAGUUUCCAGCAAAUCACUUGAUGAAAGAGAGAAAUCAAAAAGGUCCAUUUAUGAUGAGACAAAAUCUGUUAAAAAGUUAAAAAGUGACAAUAAUCCCGAGAUUGAAGGUUGGCUUAAGGAAGGUUUAAUGGUUAAAGUAACCACAAAAAGUUUAGAUGAUAAAUAUUAUAAAUCUAAAGGCGUUGUUCAAUCAGUUGAAAAGGAUGGUUUUGUCGCUAAAGUAAAACUAAAAACACCAGAUGAAGUUGAGGGACAUAUUAUACGAUUGGAUCAAGAAUAUUUAGAGACAGUAAUUCCUGCAAUAGGCAAAGAAGUCCUAAUUCUUUGGGGAAAAUAUAAAGGCAAGAUAGCAAUAGUAAAGAAGUUACAUAUAGAACACUACAGUAUAGAUGUUGAACUCAAAAAGGACAAAAAAGUUGUGGAGAAGCUUCCGUAUGAACAAGUAUGCAAGUAUGUAGAUUGAGAAACAAAAUUGUGCGAAAGAAAAUUAGGAAAAAGACAAUGUAUUUUUAUUAUCAUCAAUAAUGUCUUGCAUUGCUUAUUGCGUUAAUCUAAAGAGCACCUGUGUACAAAUUUAACAAUCAAUAAGGUUUCAAAAUAUGAAAUUUUAUAUGUGAAAUUUUUUGCGAUUUAAGAGACAGAAUUUUUAAAAUAUUUCAGACAACUCCAUUUAAGACAACUUUUUUAUUGAAUAUCAAUACAUUGU